CGUCCAACGGUUUUUGUUAAAAUUGCUCUAUUCGGUUGCGAGUUGAACUAACGUAACAAUAUUUUUCAAAUAAUUAAAUAUUGGUUAUUUGUGGUUCAUAUUAUUUAUAAUAUUGUGCAAAUUAAACGGAAACAAGGGUACAAAUCAAACGGCCACCGCCGUUUGUUAAAAUUAACUUGUAAUGGCGCCAACAAGGUUGGCAUCAAAGUCUGUAAAUAUUAGUCAGAAUAUGAACGGCAUUAUGAGCCAUGGCAUUACGACGAGGAGUAAGCAAUUAGCUACUCUGAAAUCUUAUAAAGACAGCUUGAAGGCGCCAAACAAGAGAAAAGCUGAUAGCCCUUUAAAAGAUGUAACUGCUAAAAGAGCUGCUUUUGGAGACUUAACAAACGCAUUCAACAAAUCUUCGGGUAACGAAAAAUGCAUGGCACUUAAAAAGGUGACCGUGGAAGGGAAAAUGCUUCCAGCUGUUAAGACUAUCAAACCACACACAGCAGUGAAUGGCAAGACAUCAAAAGGUAGACAGUUGCAAAAAGUAGCCGCAAAUGCCAUAGAGAGUGUGCAAAAACACUUUGUUAAGGAUCCACCCAAACCUAUUGCCACUCGGGCACAAAAUGGCAUUCUUAAGAAUAUUGUUCGUAAGUCAUUGGACAAGGAAAAUCAGAAUCAAAGUCAAAACUCUUCGGCAAAAUCUGCUAGAAGUGAUGUUUCCGAGGCUUCACUUUACACCACAGCUUUGGAAAAUAACUUUAGCCCAAACGAAACAAAGGAGGAAUAUAAGACAAUCAGCGAGAAACUAGACAAAGUAAAUUUGGAUGACUCGGACUGUAGGUCUCUGGUGGAGGAGGUGGACAUCCCACACCGAGUGCCUGCUGGUGUUAUUGACUUUGACAAGGAAAACUGGAAUGACCCCUACCAAGUAUCUUGCUAUGCUAUGGACAUCUUCAACUAUUUGCAAAGCAGAGAACCUCUCUUCCCCAUCGAUGACUAUCUCACACGGAUAAAGGGAAUCACAGCGUGGAUGCGAGCCCUACUUGUUGACUGGAUGGUGGAAGUUCAGGAGAGCUUUGAACUGAACCAUGAGACAUUAUACCUCGCCGUUAAACUUGUUGACUUAUUCUUGACUCGCUCGAGUCGGAAAUUGCCAGAAAGGGAACACUUGAAUAAGGAAGAGCUACAGCUGUUGGGUGCAUCUGCCCUAUUUAUCGCUUCUAAGUUUGACGAACGGAUCCCGCCACUUGUGGACGACUUUCUGUACAUCUGUGACGGUGCCUACACACUGAAUCAAUUAAUCAAGAUGGAGAUUAAAAUUGUGAAGACGAUCGACUUUGACCUCGGCAUUCCUCUCUCCUACAGGUUCCUCAGAAGAUACGCUCGGUGUGCCCGAGUCUCGAUGCCAACUCUGACGCUGGCUCGGUUCAUCUUGGAGCAAUGCCUAUUGGAAUACAGCCUGGUGUCUCUAUCUGAUAGCAAGAUGGCGGCGGCUGCGCUCUAUGUGGCGCUGCGGAUGAAGAACGUCUCGCAUUGGACACCCACACUGCAGCAUUACACCGGCUACGCCCUCUCAGAGAUUCUUCCGAUCGCUCUCCUCCAAAACGCAGUUCUGCACAAGAAGCCAAAGUCCGCGAUCAGCACGGUACGCAACAAGUACUCGCACUCGAUAUUCUUCGAAGUGGCCAAGUUGCCCUUAAUAGACGACGCUGUCUUGACCAGCUGAGGAGGAAAGCGUUUUGUCAGGGUUGUCAGGUCGCUUUGAGGUUAGAAAUUCUACAAAAUCGGCAGAUAUGUUGAUCAAAAGUAUAUUAAUAAUUUGGACCAGUGCUAUUUCUUUAAAGUCUGUCUUUUGGUCAAUUCUUUCUUUCUUCAAGAAGCCCCUACUUAUAUACGUCUCUAAAUUAUUUUAGAUCUUAGCAAAAGCAAAAUCGGCUCGACGAUUAGGUUAAUUUAAGUUUUAAGUAAGGAGCUUUGAUUAUGUUUAAUCUCAGUACAUUAGUUUUUCCCUAAAACUUGACAACCCUACGGUAACUUAUAAAAUAUAUAAAUACAAAAUAUUGUAAUUGCAAUAAAUUUGUUAAACAAGACAUUAGGCGAUGCAUACGCGAGUUAGAAUAAUUAAAAUCUCGAUGAGACGCUUAAUUUAAUCGUCAAUCGUAUGAAGCUAAAGCGUCUUAUUUACUGAGCUGAAUUUGAUUGACUUUUAAAUAUUUGGAUUAGAUUAAUAACAGACUAACGUGCGACGUUUGAUAUCCGAAAUUGUACUUAUUUGUUUUUUCAACAAAUCCUGUGCUUUUAAUUAAUUAGUGUAUUGACGGCCUCGUUAGCUGAUUUUACUCUUUGUAUGUAAAAUUUGUUAGGACUUAUGUAAGUUAACACAGGGAUGUGUGCCAGUUGCAUUUAUUUUAAGACUGAUGACGUGGAUAGCCUCUAAGCCUGCAUUUGACACUAAAAUAUUUAAGUCUAGACUUUGAUAACAAUGAUUUAAUUACAGAAAUCAUUGAUUCGUUUUAAAUUAAAAUGGUUUAUAAUUUCAUAUAGAGGUAGUCAAAUCUUAAAUAUGUUAGUGUCGUGUAAUAGUGCUACAAACUUAUCUGAGCCGGUGACAUCAAGAGCGAAGCGUUUAUGGUUAAAUAAGUUGGGGCACUACGGUCGUGCCAUAUUAAUGUAUGGCUCCAUUACCACCGGUAAAGUGGAGAUGUUGAAACCAAGUUUCUUCGGCUCUGAUCUCCAUUUGUUUGAAAAAAUAACCAAAAUCGCGAAACAGUGUACGUUCGCCCGUCGCUCCGAGAUCGUCUUCCUAUAGUCAAUUAUACGUAGGGAACGGUUUAGUGUGGAAUAUUUAGUGCUAAUUGUAAUGUAAUAUGCGGAAUACGAGUUUUUAUUUAUUAGUUUUUUUUUUGGUUCAAUUGUGAGACCAUGUUUUAUUUAAAAUUAAUAUCAAUGAAUAUCGGCAAUUUGUAUGAAAUGAAUAUCUUUUAGAUGGUUUUGUACAUAAUAUGCUCGCGUUGACUGAUCUUCGUCGAAUGAACUCAACUUGCCACCGAGAGCAAUUGAUUUUUAUAAAGGUUAUGUAUUGUGAUGAGCAGAAUUUGCUAAUAUUAUAAUGAAUGGAUUUUGUAAUGUUUUAAUUAUAAUUUACAUAUUAAUUAUUGUGAGUUUUGCAGCGGUGUCGUGUUUUGUAAUUUAUCACAUUUUAAAGAGUACAAAAUAUUGGAAUGUUAUAAUGUUGUUCAUUAAUGGUAAGUUUUAGACUAGUUCGUUUUAAAACUGUUUUCAUAUCAUUUGUCAUUAUACAAGUUAAUUUUAAUGUAAACUGUGAAAUGUAAAUAAAAAGUGAUUUUGGUUUGA
This is a messenger RNA of Pieris rapae (cabbage white), 3342 nucleotides long. It is a transcript of the gene CycB3, whose product is annotated as G2/mitotic-specific cyclin-B3. The record is from RefSeq and is a predicted model, not a curated record. Lineage: Eukaryota; Metazoa; Arthropoda; Insecta; Lepidoptera; Pieridae. Gene Ontology annotation, cellular component: centrosome; cyclin-dependent protein kinase holoenzyme complex; nucleus. The transcript has 8 exons. Gene Ontology annotation, molecular function: cyclin-dependent protein serine/threonine kinase regulator activity. Bases 182 to 1714 code for a protein of 510 amino acids. Gene Ontology annotation, biological process: regulation of cyclin-dependent protein serine/threonine kinase activity; mitotic cell cycle phase transition.